This is a messenger RNA of Paramuricea clavata, 5603 nucleotides long. Lineage: Eukaryota; Metazoa; Cnidaria; Anthozoa; Malacalcyonacea; Plexauridae. The record is from the annotation of a GenBank genome assembly.
AUGUUACUCAUUCUAGUAUACAACAAAGCAAAAGGAAUCCCUUAUAAAUUGAUAUUCUUAAGAAGAGUGUGGAAUGGCGUGUAUCCUGGACAGGAUCCUAUUGCUGAUGCAGUAUUUCUCUAUCCUCAGGUAAGUGUCUACUCCGUGAAAAGUUCGGCGGUGCAGUCGUCUGAGCAAUCGUCAUCCAUCUUUGAGAUUGAUGGUUCGACUCUCGCUUCAGAUUUAAGACAUCGUGUGAGAAAAGUAUCGGUCCACGCUCUGCAGUAGGUCGUAUUUUUUUUAAAGUUUGACAACUUUAAUUUGGCACAUAAAAAACUAAACAAUAUUUACAUAACUCAAACGGACAAUUAUAUUGUACAAGAAGAUGAAGAAAGUGCCAAAAGUGGCGAAACACAAACGAGAUUAUAUAGGUCCCAUGCAAGAGGUAAUCACCGGGUAUAUAACUUCGGAACGGUUCUUCUUUCACAAGCGAUUCCAUCAGCAUCGUAGCUUCAGAAAGAAUAAUGAAUAAUAUUCGUAAAAGAAUAAUAUAUUUAUGUUUACAUUCAUUUUAGUCAUUCAGCCUUUCAGCGAUAAGCUCUACUUUUUAAAUCUGGUUUGGGAUUAUGCAACUGGAGAUUAGAGAAUCAAAAAUUUGAGAUGCUAACUUUAUAAUUUGUGAACAAAACAGAAAAAAUGAAACAAUAUUGGCAAUGACUCAUCAAAACUACUUUUAGUGCAUUUAUUAUAAUUUUAUAUGCAUUACGGUCCCAGUUUACAGUAUCGUGGUUUAUAUAAGCUAGUCAUAACUUGCUUGCUAUUUCAAUCUGCUUACAUUUCCGGCAUCAACAAAACCCGGAUCGGAACGGAUUGGAACGGAUUGACAAAUCCCGGAUCGGAACGGAUUGACAAAACCCGGAUCGGAACGGAUUGACAAAAGCCGGAUCGGAACGGAUCAGUGGAACGGAUUGACAAAAAUUUGAAAUGACUUGUGUAAGUGUGGUUGCAUAUAGAAUAUUAAAGAUGAGACAAUUAAAACGCAAAACAAAGCCAUUUAAACGAGUUUGAAUUUAUUUGCGAUUGCAUGGGAUAUUUCAUCCUGUUUGACAGGGCUGAAAAUCUCAUCCUGGGUGACAUAAACUAGGAUGAAAAUUUCAACCCGGGCUGAAAUUCAGCCCAGGUUGAAUUUUUUUCCAUGUAAUCGUAAAAUUCAUUUUAUAUUACCCCCGGCUCCUGUGUAAUCGGCCCUAUCUGGGACAAACAGCACACAUGUUAAAUUGAGUUGAUAUUCUUUACUUAGUACUGUACUGUAAUUUUGUGCCUGUAAUUUAAUAAAUCUCUGUAAAACAUCGUUGAAAAAUUCGACAGUUUUUUCGAAGACCUUAACAUUUCGAAAUCAUCUUUGCACAAUAUAUAAAAGAAAACAACAUGGUACAAACACCAGUAUAUACAUUCGUAAUAGUAUACCUGUUCUAGACAUUUUUAUUAUUACGCCUUCCUUGCAUUGAAAACACUCAAAUUUCAAGAAAAACGCGCUAAAAUUGUUUUAAGAAACGUUGGUUAUUAUGAAGUGCAUAUAAUAUUAAUAAAAAAACAUAUGUCAGCAGAAGAUGACAUAUUAUUCCUUCGGCCGGCAAGCAUCGCCAAUUGCCGACCCGGCGUAGAAAAUUACCUUAUGUGCACGAUAAGAACAAAAUACCGAUAACUAUGGGUAACCUUUUUAGGGGGGAGGGCUCUCUAGAGAAGAGAUACUCUUCCCUAAAUACCCAACAUAUAAGCAAACAUACGGAUCAAAACAAAGGUCUUUAGUUUAAUCCGGGUUUUGUGGUCAAUCCGUUCCGAUCCGGAUUUUGUCAAUCCGUUCCGAUCCGGGUUUUGUCAAUCCGUUCCGAUCCGGGUUUUGUUGAUGCCGUUACAUUUCGGCGCGAUUCGAUGGCAUUGGGCCAACGGUAGACGUAAAUCACGUAAGGUUGUUUGAUGAUUAUUUUUUGAAAGAUUUAGGCUCGGAUUUAGGAUUAUGAGAUAACAACCGAAUAUCUUCUAAAAUGCUUUUAAGUAAUUCUUACUACUUUUUCUCGUACAACAGUAUUAAAGAUUAAUUAAAGCAUAAACGAUGGCUCCGUUAUAUAUUCUGUAUAUAAUGAUUUCUAGUCAAUUGGCGAUAAUUAGUAGUGUAAUUAAUAUCUGAUUCAGUUAUAUAUAACAACGUGCUUUUCUUUAUAGGAAGUGUCUAAAUAUCUUCGUGGGUAUUACAAAUUAACCAUAGAAGAAGCAUCAUGUUUUGCUGCGUUGAUCUUAAAGUGUAAAUUUGGCAAUCAAUGGAACCGCCCAGAAAUCACGUAACUAUGAUUUAUUUUUUUAUCCGAUUAUUACAUUUCAGGAUCAAAUUCAGAAAUGUAAGCUGUGAAGGAAAAUAGUUUCGUAUAUAUGGCAAAAGAUGAAUUUGAAAUAAUAUUAUUUAAUUGUAUAGUCUUAACUUUUACAAACGAAUUUUGUAUUUUGAUAAUUAGGCAGGUGUUUGAAGAAUUAUUACCACAUCACAUGAUUGAUGACCUUUUCCCUGAAGUAUGGAGACAGGUAAAUGACCAUAAGUAAUUAAUUGAUUAAUUUAUUAACUAGUUUAUUAAUCGAUUUAAAUAUUGUGUGCAUUGUAUUUCAUAUUGGGGUUUUUCUUUCUAGUAUAUUAUUAUGAACUGUCGAAAGAUAACAUUAAAUUCAGAGGUGGAAAUAAGAAAAAUGUUUCUGCUCACCAUGCAAAAGAAUGAACGGUUUGGAUCCGCAUAUUUUAGAGUGGGGGUAGGUUAUUAGAAAAUCAAGUUUUCCAUAUUUAACAAAUAUAAAACAUUUUCCGUGUUCAAAUACAGUUAUAUCAACACGAGUGGAAAUUGGGAAAACGAGAAAUUGUGUGGAAAUGCCAAAGAGCGAUAUUAUACAGGGUGUAUAAAAAAAAACUGAACAGAUUUGAAAUUGCUCUCAAUUUCGCAAAACAACCAUUAGUAUCUAGUUUUUGAUGUACUGUAUAUAGCUUCUUUGGGUACUUAUAUAAGGUAGAAUAAUGAAAAAAAUUUCUUGAACUCAAAUUUUGUGAACCAGGGGGGGGUUGUCUUUUCCCACAAACUAAAAAUGGCUUGCGCACAAAAUUUAAAAGCUUUAAUCGUAUUUUGAGUUAAUGGAUGGAACAUUUGUUGGGUUUUUAAUUACUGUACAAAAUUUCAGACAAUUUGCUUUAGUUUAAGCCCUUUAACUAUCCAUUUUUUUCCCUAAAAAAUCAGUCUUUCGCUUGCUUAAUUAAUGCCUUUACCUAUAAUUUGCAUAUUGCUGACAUAUGUCAAUUGGGCAAAUGCAUUAAUUGAGCAUGCAAAUUGUUGAUUUUUUAGGAAAAAUGCGUGAAUAGUUGAAGGGCUUAAACUGAAGCAAAUUGUCUGAAAUUUCGUGCAGCAAUUAAUUAAACACCCAACACAUUUUUCAUCCAUUAACUCAAAAUACGAUUAUAGCUUUUAAUUCUCGUGCGCAAGCCAUUUUUAGUUUGUCGGAAAAGACACACCCCCCUGGUUUACAAAAUUUAUGUUCGAGAAAUUUUUUUCAUUAUUCUACAUUAUAAGUACCCAAAGAAGCCAUAUAUAUCAAAAACUGGAUACUAAUAGCUGUUUUGCGAAAUUGAGAGCAAUUUCAAAUCUGCAUGUUCAGUUUUUUUUUAUACACCCUGUAUAAAUAAAGAGCAGAAAUAGUCGUUUUACCUCAAAAAGUUGCCACAACAGUCCAUUUCAUCCAAGAAGAAUCGUAUCUAUUUGUUUGGGAUUACUUCGGUUUAUUUGGCUGUGAGCAACGGGUACAUUCCAUCUACGGUUAUAAUGAUGUAAUAUAUUCUUUAUUGUUAAAUCCUUUAGCAAAGACAAUUUCUUGAAUCUCCAAAUGUAGUUAAUGUUGGUAUCAAUUACAAAGGCAUCCAUUUAAUUAAUCCAAAAACAAAGGUACUGUAUAGUGUAUACCAUUCAACUUACUAACAAUAUAAUCUUUCAGGUAAUCGUAUAUAUAAUAUCUGCAUCUAAUAUAUGUAUUUUUUACAGGAUACCAUUCGAAUGUUUCCUAUCGAAAAUAUACUGAGCCAUUACAAAGAAGAGAAGAGUUACACGUUCCAAUUUCAAAGCAAACUGGAGAAACUUGACACUAUUACAUUACACACAACACAGGUAAUGAAUGAAUUUGAGAGAAUGAACUCUCUGUUUAAAGAAAGUAGCUACAACACUAUAACAAGUGGCCCUCUGACUCUGCUAGUAAUUUCACGUUAAUAUCCUUAGUACUUAUAAAUCGAACUAAAAGUGACUGCAUGCAUGCAUGCAUGAGGAAAUUUAUAAAAGCGUAUAUUUGAUAUUGGUGUAUAUUUCUCUAUGAUCUCAAACGCGAGAGUACAGCGAAGAAAACAUUGUCUUUGUUUCAAUGGUAACUACCUAAAAAUGAAGAAGAAAACAUCGACGUCUUGAUCCAAAACCCUUCGCCCUAACGUUAGUGGAACCUUGGAUAAAGGGCUCGAAACAUCGACGGUUUUUUUAUUUUUUCAACGUACAAUAGUUUAGAUCAAAACGAAGGUAGUUUAUGCUUUCUCUAUUCAAUGUCUGAUUUGACAAACUAUGCAUGACAAAUGCAUGUGCCAGUAAGAAUGGAGAAUGGAGGUGUAGUUGUGGAUCAACGCUGUUGUGCAAUAAGAGCUUGUCAUUCAACUGUUCAGUUCUUUUAUAUAGGGCUACGAAAUAGAAAAUAUGGUUGACUCCUACAUUCCAAAGUAGACAUUGAUAUUCAAACACACUUGCCAUCCCAUUUUGGUGUUUACUGUGUUUGUGCAUUCAAUACAACGUUUUAUGGGACAGUAUGUUUGUGGGGAAUGAAAAAACACAGGUGAAAGAUAUAAUGUCACAGGUAAACCCACGCUGUCGCAGUGAAACCAUCUACGUCAAACCUGUUGAUAAAUGCUUUGGAGUACUGUAUGAUAUAGCUGGGUCCCAUUCCAUGACACAAAUAUCGUCAGAGGAAGCACUCGCGAUAUAUGCAAGUUUAUCUAAUUACAUGAACAUGUAUGUAGGUGUACUAGAAAGCAUAGUAUUUAUAGCUAAUAUAAUUAAUAUAGUAUUUAAUCAAAAACAAUUAAAUAUAUGUAAAUUAGUGUUUUUAAAUGUAGUUAAUUUCCAUAUUGCGAUUGCGGUCGGCCGACACACUAAGAUCGGCGCUACAAAUCGCAAUCAAUAAUCGUAGCUUAGGUAUAAAGAUUUUUCAGGGCAUUUAUUGUGGAUCUAAUAUGGUUUUUUAAACCUUCCCAGUGCAUGACGGUUGAUUAGCGUGCACCAUACUCUUCUAAUACCAUUCCGGCUAUGAUUCCACAGUCACCCCUACUGAUGUCACUGCGCACAUAGCGCAAUGGAUUGUGGUUAGCAGCUGAUAAUUGCCACAAUGCACAUAUAUCAGAUUAAAUAUUAUUGCAGAUUCUUGACGUCAUUUUAAUUUUAGUAAUAUUUGAAGUCGAAAACUUAAUUUCAACUUUAUAGAAGAAUGUAUUAUAUGCAUGUAAUAUUUUGUACAUAUAGACAUAGUUGAAGUUUGAAUCUCUUAAACAAAGUCAAAGUAUAAAUAUA